Molecule: messenger RNA, 1274 nt
Organism: Megalops cyprinoides (Indo-Pacific tarpon)
Lineage: Eukaryota; Metazoa; Chordata; Actinopteri; Elopiformes; Megalopidae
Gene: emc2
Product: ER membrane protein complex subunit 2
Exons: 11
Coding region: 34-927 (297 amino acids)
Biological process (GO): protein folding in endoplasmic reticulum
Cellular component (GO): EMC complex
Molecular function (GO): protein binding
Source: RefSeq, a predicted model, not a curated record
AGCGUCCGUGACGUAAAAAGCGUUUCCACAAAAAUGGCGUCCGUCUCAGAACUGUAUGAUGUGACCUGGGAAGAAAUGCGAGACAAGUUGAGGAAAUGGAGGGAAGAAAAUUACAGAAAUAGUGAGCAAAUUGUGGAUGUUGGUGAGGAACUGAUCAAUGAACACGCGGCCAAGCUGGGGGAUGACAUUUGGAUUAUUUAUGAACAGGUGAUGAUUGCAGCGCUGGACUGCAGUCGGGACGACUUGGCCUGGCGCUGUCUACAGGAACUGAAGAGGCAGUUUCCAGGUAGCCACAGAGUGAAGCGAUUAGCCGGCAUGCGGCUGGAGGCUUUGGAAAGGUACGAAGAUGCCAGCAAGCUGUAUGAUUCAAUAUUACAAGACGACCCGACCAACACGGCUGCAAGAAAGCGCAAGAUUGCCAUUCUGAAAGCACAAGGGAAAAGCACAGAGGCCAUCCACGAGCUGAAUGAGUAUCUGGAGCAGUUCGUCGGAGACCAGGAGGCCUGGCACGAACUGUCGGAACUCUACAUCAAUGAGCACGACUAUGCUAAGGCUGCAUUUUGCUUGGAAGAGCUGAUGAUGACCAAUCCCCAUAAUCACCUCUACUGCGAGCAGUAUGCUGAGGUGAAGUACACCCAAGGAGGCAUGGAGAACUUGGAGCUGUCCCGAAAGUACUUUGCCCAGGCGCUGAAGCUGAACAACAGGAAUAUGAGGGCUCUGUUUGGCCUGUAUAUGGCUGCAAGCCACAUCGCCGCCAGUCCCAAAGUGAGCGCGAAAGUGAAGAAGGACAACGUCAAGUACGCGGCCUGGGCGGCCACGCAGAUCAACAGGGCCUACCAGCUGGCUGGUCGGGGAACGAAGGAGGCCAAGUGCUCCGUUAAGGCGGUGGAGGAGAUGCUGGAGUCCAUGCAGAUCACCAUGUCCUGAAGCUCCGCCCACGUUGCCAGUCAGUGGCGAUGGCAGCUCCGCCCCUCAUGCGGGCCCAGGACCACGCCUUCUCACGGUUUCCUCCCCUCGCCUUUUUAUAUUACAAAAUAAAUUAUUUACUACCAAGUCAAAGCCUGUACAAGGAUAGGUAGAGCAUUGUAAAUUGAAUGUAGACUGUAUCAACGUUAGGUCCUCAGCUGGGCCUGGUGUUGCUGCUCCAUUCUGCUUUUGAACCUUGCUUGUUUGUUAACGAAAUAACCUUAUCAUGUUUUUUUUUUUUUUCUUUUUUUUUGCAUUUAUAGUCAGCAUCACACUUGAGUCCAUCAGUUGUCACAAUAAACUAUUGA